Molecule: messenger RNA, 1495 nt
Organism: Echinops telfairi (small Madagascar hedgehog)
Lineage: Eukaryota; Metazoa; Chordata; Mammalia; Afrosoricida; Tenrecidae
Gene: SIRPB2
Product: signal regulatory protein beta 2
Exons: 6
Coding region: 1-1332 (443 amino acids)
Cellular component (GO): plasma membrane
Source: RefSeq, a predicted model, not a curated record
AUGGUCACCAAGCAAGCUCCAAGGGCCUCCAUCAUGCUCAUCCCAGCUCCCCAGUCCUGCCUGCCUCUCUCUUCCUUGCUGCUGCCUCUGCUGCUGGGAGUCACAGGAGUGACAAGCCAGGAGGAGCUGCAGGUGAUCCAACCUGAGACGGUGUCGGUCGCCGCUGGAGAGACGGUCACUCUGCCCUGCCAGCUCUCCUCUCUGCAUCCUCUGGGGCCCACCAAGUGGUUCAGGGGGACUGUCCCAAAUCGCGAGCUAAUCUAUGAUUUCAAAGGAACCCAAGACAAACACCUCUUCCCCCGAGUAAGAAACGCUUCAGACUCCACCAAGAGAGACAACUUGGACUUUUCCAUCCGCAUCAGUAACAUCACCCCAGCCGACGCCGGCACCUACUACUGUGUGAGGUUCAGCAAAGGAAGCCCUGAUGACAAGGAGCACAAGUCUGGUCCUGGGACUCAGGUGACAGUGAGUGGAACCUCUGAGCCUGAGUGGCAGGUGCUACAACCUGAGGGCCCCAUGCUUGUGGCAGAAGGCGAGACGCUCCUACUGAGGUGCACAGUGGUUGGCUCCUCGAUUGAAGACAGGGUGAAAUGGAUCAAGGUGAAAGUUCAAGACAAGCAGGAAAUUUACAACUUCAAACAUGGCGUCUUCCCUGGGGUGCUGCCAUUGAGGCAACGGACAUUAGAACCACUUAAGUGGGAUUAUUCUAUCUAUAUCCACAACGUCACCAAGGAGCACGGUGGAAACUACCACUGUGUGAAGUCUGAUGGCUCGCAUAAGCCCGUGAAGAUGAUGCUUGAUGUGGGAACCUCAGUGCUGGUGAUGGGAGCCGGGGACCCGGAGCCCGACCUGCGGAUCACACAGCCUCAGGAGUCCGUGUCUGUCACCACGGGAAGCAGCGUUGUGCUCAACUGCACGGUAUUUGGCAGUGGUCCCCCAGGACCCAUCAGAUGGUUCCGGGGGACUGGUGUGAGCCGAGAGGCCACUUACAACUUUGAAGGCCUCUCUCACCCCAACGUGACAGCUGUCCGGGCCUCUGGCAAUGACUACAGCAUUCUCCUGAAAGGGGUUUCCACUGACAAUGCAGGCACCUACUACUGUGUAAAGUUUCAGAAGACAAGCAACAGGCAGUACAUGUCUGGCCAGGGCACCAGGCUAAAGGUGAAAGCAAAACCCAUUUCUUCCCAAGAGACAGACAGCUCUAAUGCUUCUCCAGUCACGGAAUCUUCAACAGGCCUGCUGUCUACGGUCUUACUCGUGGUCCUGGGACUGAAGGCAGUGACCUUGGUUGCCCUCCUGCUGGCCCUGGCAGCCCGCCGAAGGAGCCCUUGAUGAGCAGCCUUCAAGAUCCCAGCUUCCACGGAGCUGUCCCUGGCACACCAAGCAGCAAGGGUCAGGGGUGAAGGGUCUGUCCUGUAGGGGUGUCUUCUGAGAUGGACAGGAGCCAGGCUCUCCAACCACUUCUCUGCCUCCAAUUCCAGACCUCAGAUGCCCA